AUGAGUGGAGUGAGGCUAAAAUUUAGUCCCACAUUGGAAGUUGAGAAAAAGUUGCACCUCUUUAUAAGUCUGGGAGUCGCCGGGCCCAAGGUGGAGGUGCGGUUCGAGGAUCUCGCCGUGGAGGCACACGUCCGCAUCGGCCGCCGGGAGCUGCCGACGCUGCUCAACUGCGCCGUCAACGCCGCACAGGAUUUGGUGUCAUUUUUUCAUAUGUAUUCUAGAAGGAAAGGAGCAAUCAAAAUCAUAAAUGAAGCAUGCGGCAAAAUUCGACCAUCAAGGAUGACACUUCUUCUCGGUUCUGGGAAGACAACAUUUUUGAAGGCAUUGGCAGGAAAGUUGGAUUCAUCCCUAAAGCGCAAAGGAAAUAUCACAUACAAUGAAGAAGAAGUGAAUUGCUCAACACCUCAACACAUGCAUGCUUACAUUAGCCAGUAUGAUCUUCACCAUGCUGAGAUGACUGUCAGAGAGACAAUUGAUUUCUCAUCCAAUAUGUUGGGAACCAUUAACAAAUUUGUAAUCAAUACAAUUCCUGUAUUUGGAAUGUUAAACGUAGAGAUGAUGGGACAAUCAGUAAGAAGAAAGCAGGGUGAGCUCAAUGAAGUGGAACCAAAUCUUGACUCAUUUAUUAAGGCUACGACAUUUGGAGAAGGAACUAACCUUACAAUGAACUAUAUUAUCAAGAUACUUGGUUUGUCUGAGUGUGCUGAUAUCCUAGUGGGGGAUGAGAUGAGAAGAGGCAUAUCGGGAGGACAAAAGAAAAGGGCAACAAUUGGUUAG
Triticum aestivum (bread wheat) is the source of this 777-nucleotide messenger RNA. RefSeq names its product ABC transporter G family member 45-like. The transcript is spliced from 8 exons. NCBI's taxonomy places the organism in Eukaryota, Viridiplantae, Streptophyta, Magnoliopsida, Poales, Poaceae. The record is from RefSeq and is a predicted model, not a curated record. Gene Ontology annotation, molecular function: ATP hydrolysis activity; ATP binding. Bases 1 to 777 code for a protein of 258 amino acids.